Molecule: messenger RNA, 455 nt
Organism: Dipodomys ordii (Ord's kangaroo rat)
Lineage: Eukaryota; Metazoa; Chordata; Mammalia; Rodentia; Heteromyidae
Product: digestive organ expansion factor homolog
Exons: 3
Source: RefSeq, a predicted model, not a curated record
AGUUUCCAGAAAGGAAGCAAAACCACAGAUUUGUCACCUGCCAGAGAGCUCAGACACUUCAAAUUCUGAAAGCGAAUCCGACAGUGAACCAGAGCAAGUUUCUGGAUACCACAAACUGCUUGCUACAUUAACAAAUGCUUCUGAGGAAGAUGAGGAAGAUGAUGAAGAGGAGGAGGAAGAAGAGGAAGAAGAAGGUGCUGUAGAUGAGACAGACAUGAAUGAUGCAGAUGAUGGGAGUGAUGUCAGUGUGGAAGAAGAAGCAGAGUCUGCUGAGAUACAGGACAAUGUGGCUGUACCUGGUAACCCCGAAGGAAAAGAUGGAGGAGAGCCACCUGGGACAUCACAGAAAUCCCCAGAGGAGUUCACAGAUGCAAAACACGAGUCGCUGUUCAGCCUGGAAACCAAUUUUCUUGAGGAGCCAAGUGGAGACAGCUGUUCUCUGAAAGCAUCACAAG